This is a messenger RNA of Pocillopora verrucosa, 981 nucleotides long. RefSeq lists its product as uncharacterized. Lineage: Eukaryota; Metazoa; Cnidaria; Anthozoa; Scleractinia; Pocilloporidae. The record is from RefSeq and is a predicted model, not a curated record.
AUGGCCUAUUUAAAGAUGAUUUUUGGAUCACUGGCACUUGCCGUAAUAAGUGACAUGAUCGCAAUGAAGUAUUACCCUCAGAAUGGCUCCGCACUCGCCUGGAGCCUCGCUCAAAUUAAUGGAAGUUUGUUCAAGCUCCGUAACACCACCCAUAGAUUCGCAGAAGUGUUCUGCAAUGAGCCAGACGAAUGUAAAGUUGCCAUAGACCAGUUUUUCGAGGUAGUUUCUGACAUUCCCUACGACCUUGUGGAGGCAAUUGUGAAGUUCUUAGAAAAGCACUCAAACGGACAGGAAAGCGACUGUACUCCAGAUUGUGGUACUGUGCAGAAGAACCUUGAUUUCGCUAAAAAAGGUGCUGUUGAUUUUACUAAAGAGACGGCAGAAGUGAAAGGAAACGUAGCGAAAGCAGAAAACAUAAUUAACUCAUUGAAGUUUGCGAGUUACGUUGAGAAUAACCUGUGUGACCUCAAAGAGGGCAUUCCUGACCAUGAAUACGAUACGACUGUUGACGAAAUUGCUGAUUUGACCGGCAUGCCAGAAAAACUCAAAAAGAUAAUCAAGCGAGCGAGAAAUUUGACCGGUGGAAAUAUUCUCGCCGUCAAUAAGCUGGGGUUCAAGGCCGACGAUGGUAGCCUAGUCUUUGGUCGAGUAGCCGUCAUCCGUCGAGGGAAAGUUCUAGACAUGGCAUACUCACUUCACUCGGUGGAAUAUGAGCUCAUCUCAAAACAUGACAACGCAGAAAAUUUCCAGCAAUUCUCGGAAAGCCUUAACAACGAGAAUGAUGACGAAGCGAAAGGAAACUCCAAGAAGGGAAUUUCCAUGGAGCUGAGAAACGACUUCACGGCGUUCUUCCAUAAGCAGGCCAUCGACGGAUUUGUGAAGCAUUGCGAUUAUGUUUUGAAAACCAUGAACCACGGAGAAGACGUGGUACGCGCCCUUGGUGUCUACAAAAAUGGCGGUACUACCAGAGAGGAAAAGUAA